GCCCGAGCUGGAGCUCCGCAGCCGCUAGUCAUGUACCGCUCCACCAAGGGCGCCUCCAAGGCGCGCCGCGACCAGAUCAACGCCGAGAUUCGGAACCUCAAGGAGCUGCUGCCGCUGGCCGAAGCGGACAAGGUCCGGCUGUCCUACCUGCACAUUAUGAGUCUUGCCUGCAUCUACACUCGCAAGGGCGUCUUCUUCGCUGGAGGUACUCCUCUGGCGGGCCCUGCAGGGCUUCUCUCAGCUCAAGAGCUUGAAGACAUAGUAGCAGCACUACCUGGAUUUCUGCUUGUGUUCACAGCGGAGGGGAAGCUGCUAUAUCUGUCUGAGAGUGUGAGCGAGCAUCUGGGCCACUCCAUGGUGGACCUGGUUGCCCAGGGUGACAGUAUCUAUGACAUCAUUGACCCAGCUGACCACCUAACUGUGCGCCAGCAACUCACCUUGCCGUCUGCCUUGGAUACCGAUCGUCUCUUUCGCUGUCGCUUCAACACCUCCAAGUCCCUCAGGCGCCAGAGUGCAGGCAACAAACUGGUGCUUAUCCGAGGCCGAUUCCACGCUCACCCACCUGGGGCCUACUGGGCAGGAAAUCCUGUGUUCACAGCUUUCUGUGCUCCACUGGAGACAAAACCCCGUCCUGGCCCUGGCCCUGGUCCUGGUCCUGGCCCUGCCUCACUCUUCCUGGCAAUGUUCCAGAGCCGUCAUGCUAAGGACCUGGCCCUACUGGACAUCUCAGACAGUGUCUUAAUCUACCUGGGCUUUGAGCGCAGUGAACUGCUCUGUAAGUCAUGGUAUGGACUGCUGCACCCUGAGGACCUGGGCCACGCUUCUGCUCAACACUACCGCCUGUUGGCUGAGAGUGGAGAUAUUCAGGCAGAGAUGGUGGUGAGACUGCUGGCCAAGCCUGGAGGCUGGGCAUGGAUUUAUUGCCUUUUAUAUUCAGAAGGUCCAGAGGGUCCCAUUACUGCCAAUAACUACCCAAUCAGUGACACGGAAGCCUGGAGCCUCCGCCAGCAGUUGAACUCUGAAGAAACCCAGGCAGCCUAUGUCCUGGGCACCCCAACCAUGCUGCCCUCAUUCCUGGAGAACAUCCCCUCCCAGGAGCAGUGCUCUAGCUCUAAUCCACUCUUCACCAUGGGGCCUCCCAGAAGCACCAGUUUCCCCAGUGCUCCUGAGCUGGGUGCUGUCUCAACAUCAGAAGAGCUUCCUCGACCCCCCAAAGAGCUUGGCUUCAGUUACCUGACCUUCCCAUCUGGUCCUGAGCCUUCUCUUCAAGCAGAACUGAGCAAAGAUCUUGUGUGCACCCCACCUUACACGCCCCAUCAGCCGGGAGGCUGUGCCUUCCUCUUCAGCCUCCAUGAGCCCUUCCAGACCCACUUGCCCACUCCAUCCAGCUCUCUCCAAGAACAGCUGACUCCAAGCACUGUGACCUUCUCUGAUCAAUUAACACCCAGCAGUGCAACUUUCCCAGAUCCACUGACUAGCCCACUACAAGGACAACUGACCGAAACCUCAGGCAGAAGCUAUGAAGAUCCUUGCACCUCCACCUUCCCAGACCAGCUGCUUCCCAGCACUGCCACCUUCUCAGAGCCUCUGAGCAGCCCUGUCCAUGAGCAGCUGACUUCUCCCAGCACAGCAUCCCAAGCACACCUGAAUAGCCCCAGCCAAACAAUCCCAGAGCAACUGAGCCCCAAUUCCACGAAGACUUACUUCGCCCAGGAGGGAUGCAGUUUUCUCUAUGAGAAGUUGCCCCCAAGUCCUAGCAGCCCUGGUAAUGGGGACUGCACACUCCUGGCCCUAGCCCAGCUCCGGGGCCCCCUCUCUGUGGAUGUCCCCCUGGUGCCCGAAGGCCUACUUACACCUGAGGCCUCUCCAGUCAAGCAGAGUUUCUUCCAAUAUUCUGAGAAGGAGCAGAAUGAGAUAGACCGUCUCAUCCAGCAGAUCAGCCAGUUGGCUCAGGGCAUGGACAGGCCCUUCUCAGCUGAGGCUGGCACGGGUGGCCUGGAGCCACUUGGGGGUCUGGAACCCCUGGACUCUAAACUUUCCCUGCCAGGGGCUGGCCCCCCUGUGCUCAGCCUGGACCUGAAACCCUGGAAAUGCCAGGAUCUGGAUUUCCUGGCUGACCCUGAUAUAUUCCUGGAAGAGACGCCCGUGGAAGACAUCUUCAUGGAUCUCUCUACCCCAGACCCCAAUGGGGAAUGGAGUUCAGAGGAUCCUGAGGCAGCGGUCCCAGGAGGGGCCCCAUCGCCUUGCAACAACCUGUCCCCAGAAGACCACAGCUUCCUGGAGGACUUGGCCACAUAUGAAACCGCCUUUGAGACAGGUGUCUCAGCAUUCCCCUAUGAUGGGUUUCCUGAUGAGUUGCAUCAACUCCAGAGCCAAGUUCAAGACAGCUUCCAUGAAGAUGGAAGUGGAGGGGAACCAACGUUUUGAAUAAGUCUGUGACUUAACGUCGUCAAGUAUGGCAUAUUGUCAUCAAGAC
Hippopotamus amphibius kiboko is the source of this 2476-nucleotide messenger RNA. It is a transcript of the gene NPAS4, whose product is annotated as neuronal PAS domain protein 4. Gene Ontology annotation, molecular function: RNA polymerase II transcription regulatory region sequence-specific DNA binding; DNA-binding transcription factor activity, RNA polymerase II-specific; protein dimerization activity. Gene Ontology annotation, biological process: regulation of transcription by RNA polymerase II. The record is from RefSeq and is a predicted model, not a curated record. The transcript is spliced from 8 exons. The coding region runs from base 31 to 2427 and encodes 798 amino acids. NCBI's taxonomy places the organism in Eukaryota, Metazoa, Chordata, Mammalia, Artiodactyla, Hippopotamidae.